Pisolithus orientalis is the source of this 1206-nucleotide messenger RNA. RefSeq names its product cysteine proteinase. The record is from RefSeq and is a predicted model, not a curated record. Gene Ontology annotation, cellular component: nucleus. Bases 148 to 1068 code for a protein of 306 amino acids. NCBI's taxonomy places the organism in Eukaryota, Fungi, Basidiomycota, Agaricomycetes, Boletales, Pisolithaceae. The transcript has 8 exons. Gene Ontology annotation, biological process: protein K48-linked deubiquitination. Gene Ontology annotation, molecular function: ubiquitin binding; cysteine-type deubiquitinase activity.
CCGAACACCAUCUCUCUAUUGCACCAUGUCCGAAAGGACGCCCAUGUCUUCCAUCGACAACAAUGCCAAUGCAAACCCACCACCCUCUGAUUGUCAGCCUUCCUUCCUUCUGCUACUUUUGCCGCCUGACGCCACAUAUUUUGAUAAAUGGUAGCGGUUUUGCUCCAGGAAGGCAACGCAACGAUGGUUCAGCAGGCACCUUUCCUGAGCGGUUAUCCUAUACUCCCAGAUGACAUGGAGAUAAAGGACCUUCCAAGAGCACAGCUGUAUGCAAUGAAUCAGAAGCUUUUAGAAGAGAGUAUACCUAGCGAGCAACCGUUGAUGUCGGAGCCGGCCCCGAUUUCAACGCUACGGGCGGAGUAUGAGAAUGGCUCUUCGUCGUUUGUGGCGCAGAUCGACGAUCUCGUUCGUCAAGGUUUUACCAGUAUAAUUCGAACCAGAGGCGAUGGGGAUUGUUUCUAUCGAUCACUUGCAUUUGCAUACAUCGAACAGCUCAUCCGUGCGGAAGAACCUGAAUUGGCUGUCGUAACCGCUUUAUCCGGCCUCGAAUCUCAAAAGGAGAAGUUAAUGAAGGAUGCCGGUUUUCAGGAAAUUGUCUAUGAUCUGCCCUACGGCGUGUUCACAGACUUGAUCAAACGUAUCAUCAGCCAAUCUGGUGAUCUCCUCACAUCAGCUGGUCUGUUAGAGACUUUCCAGGAUUCUGAGGGUACACAAACUCCCCAGUAUAUCGUGAUGUAUCUGCGUCUUUUGACUUCUGCCCAGAUUCGUACAGCACCGGAGGAAUUUGAGGGAUUCAUCAUGCACCCGGACACCGGGAUGAAAAUGACGGUAACCGAAUUUUGCCUGCAUUGCGUCGAUCCGAUGGGCAAGGAAGCAGAUUACGUUCAGAUAGCUGCUCUUUCUCGCGCGCUUCAGGUUCGCAUCCAGAUUGCGUACUUGGACGGGCGUAGCUCGGACGGGAAAGUCGAGUUCGUGGAGUUUAACCAAGGACCUGAUUCGAGGGGCCAGCCUUUGCUGCUGCUGUACCGACCUGGUCAUUACGAUAUCAUCGACAAGAAUGGUGUGUAAUUGCGAUUGCGUCACUUGUACCAUACUUCCUUCUUGGGCUUUUGACAAUGUAAGAUUCUGGCGAGUGUGGUAUUCGCACAUUCAUCGAUAUGAUUUCGUGGGUGGCGAAGAAAUUUCCGAUCGCCCUGUUUUUGAACC